Molecule: messenger RNA, 1406 nt
Organism: Candoia aspera
Lineage: Eukaryota; Metazoa; Chordata; Lepidosauria; Squamata; Candoiidae
Product: C-X-C chemokine receptor type 3-like
Exons: 1
Coding region: 108-1085 (325 amino acids)
Biological process (GO): regulation of leukocyte migration; cell chemotaxis; G protein-coupled receptor signaling pathway
Cellular component (GO): external side of plasma membrane; membrane
Molecular function (GO): C-C chemokine receptor activity; C-X-C chemokine receptor activity; C-C chemokine binding
Source: RefSeq, a predicted model, not a curated record
GUUUCAACAGCAGAGAUUACGUAGACUACUAUAAUGGGAGUUAUAACGAUGACUACAAUUACAGCGGUUGUUGCUCGUCCCCACCGUGUGAUUUCUCUCCCUACCAGAUGUUUUCCGGGAGUUUUCUGCCUCCGCUCUAUGCCCUGAUUUUCCUUCUGGGUUUAGGAGGCAACGCGGUGGUCGUCGCUGUCUUGCUCCUUGACAGGGUCCCCCUGCCUGGGACCGACAUCUUCAUCUUCAACCUGGCCAUUGCAGACAUUCUUCUGGUGUUGACUCUUCCUUUCUGGGCUGCCCAGUCUGUGCUCGGUUGGAUCUUCAAGGACUUCCUGUGCAAGGUCAUCGGCAGCAUCCUCAAGAUCAACUUCUACGCCAGUAUCAUCUUCCUGAUUUGCAUCAGCUUUGAACGGUACCUCUCCAUUGUUUAUGUGAUACGCAUGUACAACAGGAACAAGCGGUUCCUGGCCAUCUAUACCACCUUGGCGGUCUGGCUCACUUGUUUCCUUCUCACAGUGCCAGACUUCGUAUACUUACGGGCCGAGUUUGAUUCUCGUCUCAAUAUUACUUCAUGUUCUCUCAGUUUCCCCCCUCAUGCAACCAAGACCUGGAAAAUCUCCCUAAUCAUCCUCAAUCAAGUAAUAGCUUUCUUGCUCCCUUUGAUGGCUAUGAUCUAUUGCUACUGUCACAUCAUCCUCACCCUCCUGCGCUCCAAAGGCUUCCAGAGACAGAAGGCCCUCAAGGUUAUCUUGGCAGUGGUGAUUGCCUUCUUUCUCUCCUGGUCACCCUACCAUUUCGUUCAGUUCAUCACAAACUUGCUCCAGCUGGGGGUUCUUGAGAAGGAUUGCCAGUGGGAGGAGAAACUGGACAUAGCUGAGACCAUCACCACGAGUUUAGGCUUCUUUCAUUGUUGCCUCAACCCACUGCUCUACGCCUUCAUUGGGGUCAAGUUUCGAACCAAGCUCCUCAUAGUGUUGGGGAGACUUGGCUGCAUCAGUCAGAACUUCCUGAAGAGGCAUUUCAGGUUGUUGAAUCACCAGAAAGAGUCAACUUGGUCUGAAAGCACAGAGGGCUCCUACUCAGGAUUCUAGGAGGCCCAUGGCCAUAAGGAUACCACUGCCAUCCCAGAAUCCUCCUCUUGAUCCUUCUCAAGCAGAGUUGAAACUGGCAUAUCUAGCAUCAAGAUCUAGCAUCAAGAUUCCUCUGUGGAUCAAAAUAUUAGUGGCUAAACUGAAAGAAUUUGGUGCAUUAGCAGGUUUACGGUCGAAUAAACAGAAGAAAAGAGGUUAAUGAAAGGUAGGAAAAUAAAAGAACAAACAGAACCGAUGAACAAAACGGAUUUUAAGGUUGAAAAGAAGGUAGAAUAUUCGGGUAUCACUUUGACAAAUAUGAGUUAUUUCAAAAUAAUUAUG